This is a messenger RNA of Tetrahymena thermophila SB210, 2031 nucleotides long. RefSeq names its product Serine/Threonine kinase domain protein. The transcript is spliced from 3 exons. NCBI's taxonomy places the organism in Eukaryota, Ciliophora, Oligohymenophorea, Hymenostomatida, Tetrahymenidae. The record is from RefSeq and is a predicted model, not a curated record. Gene Ontology annotation, biological process: protein autophosphorylation; autophagy; autophagosome organization. Gene Ontology annotation, molecular function: protein serine/threonine kinase activity; ATP binding. Gene Ontology annotation, cellular component: autophagosome; cytoplasm.
AUGAAAUAAAAUUAAAACCCAUAGCCAUAUAAAAUUGUAGAUGAUUAUGUCAUCUAUUAGGAUAAGAUGUUAGGUAAUGGAUCAUAUGGCCAAGUUUUUGAGGGCAUCAAUAAAAAUACAAAAGAAAAUGUUGCAAUCAAAGUUAUUCCUAUUAAAAAAAUAGAAGCAGAAAGUUAAAACCCAUAAGUUAUUUUCUAACAAAUCAAAAAUGAAAUUACAAACAUGCAACUAAUUGAAGGCUAGCAUAUAGUUAAACUUAUUGAUAAAAAAAAAUCAUCUAAUAGCAUAUAUCUAAUACUUGAAUAUUGCAAUGGCGGAAAUCUUUAAUCUAUAUUAAAGCAUAAUUAAGGAAGUUUGUCAGAAAGUUAAGCAGUUAAUAUUAUUUAUUAGAUUACUGAAGGAUAUAAAUGUCUUUUAGCAAAAAAUAUGGCUCACAGAGAUUUAAAACCCGCCAAUAUUCUAUUUAAAGACGGAAUAGCAAAGAUAGCAGAUUUUGGUUUUUCAAAAGUUGUUGGAUUGAAUGAUGAUACUAAAUUAAGACAUUCUAUUUUGGGUUCUCCUUAAUAUAUGUCACCCCAAUUACUUUCGUAAUAAGAGUAUUGCCCAAAAAAAGCUGAUAUGUGGUCAUUAGGUAUGAUUUUCUAUGAGAUGCUUUAUAGAAAAGUACCAUGGAGAGCAGAUUCACCUUAAGAUCUUUUAUUCUAAAUUUAAUAAAAACCUCUUGAGUUUCCUGCUGUUCCUUAAGUGAGUCUAAUAGUAAAAAAAGUUAUUUCUUAUAUGCUUAAAAUUGAAGAAUCAGAUCGUAUUUCUUGGGAAGAGCUAAUUAAUGAACCCUUGUUUGAAAGCUAAACUAAAUUAGAUGUAUUAUUGUAAUCCCUAAAUUCAGUAGAAAUGAGAUUUGUAAAUGAUUCUUUUAUGAAAAUGAAAGAAUAUUGUCGUCUUUACAUAGAAUAAAAUCGUGUUUUCCAUAACCUAUUUGAGUGUCACUAAAAAGAAACAUUCAAUAAGCAUAUUAUUGAUUGUAAUUUGAAUUUAUAAAAUUUUAGCUCCUUCUCUGAUAAUAGCAUUGACUCUAACAAUAAUUCAAACUAAUAAUUACUAAACAUUUCAAAUUAUAACAAUUAAUAAAUGAUAAAUAUUCCAAACUAUAAUAGUGGUUUCAAUAAUAUUAAUUCUUAAACAAGCGUUUAAAGCAACAAUUCUAAUGGUGCAGACGGAUCAGGAUCUCAUCAUCAAGAAAUAUAAAAUUUAUAUGAUUACACUCUUUAGUUACAAAAGCGCUAAUUUACAAUAAAUAAAAUGACAGAUUACUAUUUAAAGAAGCGUAAUAAAGGUAUAUUUUUUGCUCACUUAGCUAUUUUGCUGUCAGAUAUUUUCGAUAUUAGAUAAAACAGCCAAGAAGUUUAAAAUAGCGUGACUGAGGCAUUUAUGCUUCGACACGCUAUAACCCUUUUUAAGAAAGGCUAUCUUAAGAUAUAUAAAGCCUUACGUAGAAUAAAAACUAAUGAACCUGAUCAAUGUACUAAAUUUACAUUGGAUGACUAUAAAACCUUUGAGUUAAGUAAUGAACGUACUUAAUUACGUAAGUAUUUUAGCUUUGAUUUGAAAAUGCUCAAAUGCUUAUUUGAUGAACUUCUAUAAAAAAUUAUGGCUUUUAUUAAAAAGACUCUUCCUAACUACCCGCCUUAAGAAAAAGCUCUAUAUGAAACCUUCUAACCAAUCUUUAAUAAUAUAAUGACUGAAAAAGAAAAGUUUAAUCCUCUUUUCAAACAGUCCUUAUCAGAAUAAAAUAAAUUAUAUCGCAUAAUCUUAAAAAACAUUACACCUUAAUAAUUAGGAACAGAAUAGGAAUAAAUGGACAAUAACAAUAUAUACAAAAAAUUAAGUUCCUUGGCAUUUUAUAUUAAUUGUGUUGAUCAACAAUACAAAAUGUUCAAAUAAGAUACUAAUUUAGAUUAUUGUAAGUUUUAUGAAACUCAUGAGCGUUCAACCUCUAAAGCACUCAUUACUUUAGUUCUAAACUUAGUUUGA